This is a messenger RNA of Saccostrea cuccullata (small rock oyster), 1141 nucleotides long. RefSeq lists its product as uncharacterized. Gene Ontology annotation, molecular function: translation repressor activity; ubiquitin protein ligase activity. The record is from RefSeq and is a predicted model, not a curated record. The annotation marks the transcript as partial. Gene Ontology annotation, biological process: protein polyubiquitination; negative regulation of translation; proteasome-mediated ubiquitin-dependent protein catabolic process. Lineage: Eukaryota; Metazoa; Mollusca; Bivalvia; Ostreida; Ostreidae. The transcript is spliced from 2 exons.
AUGUUUAGAUUGGAGUUAAAGAAAUCUGUCACAGUGCCAGGUGUUAGUGGAUGUUUUCACAUUUCCCAAGUGUCUACAGACCGGUUCUGGAUCAGUGAUAAUGAAGGCAAUUUAAUCUUAACUAAAACGAGAGGUGGCAUACUAGGUAGUGUGACGGAUUUACCUGAAUUUGGUUAUGGAGUACAUACUGUGACUCGGGAUAGUAAAGUGAUUUAUAUAGACAGUGACAGUUACAUCAUUAAACUGUCUACAGAUAAAGUAAAGACCACAGUUAUACCGGACACAUCACCAUGGAGACCAUACAGUGUCUACAGCUCCCCAUCCACUGGAGACCUGCUGGUCGGGAUGUUUAGACGUGAUACAGAUACAGGCCAGGUAAACCGUUACACUAACACAGGACGACACAUACAGACCAUACAGCACGACAACACAGGUCAGAGACUGUAUAGUACACCUCUCUACAUCACAGAGAACCGCAAUGGAGAUGUUAUUGUGUCUGACUCUGGCCGUGGUGUAGUGGUGACAGACAGAAGAGGGAGACAUCGCUUCUCCUACACAGGUCCUACAUCUGAAUCAGAACUAUAUCCAUGUGGAAUCUGUACUGACGCGCUGUCACACAUCCUGGUGUGUGAUGCUUACACCUACACAGUGCAGAUCAUUGAUAAAGACGGUAACUAUCUAACAGAGAUAGAAACAGUACAUCACGGGAUCAUGGGGAUAUACAGACCAUGGAGCCUGAGUUAUGAUGACAACACCCGCUCUGUCUGGGUAGGAUCAUACAACAACAACACAGUGGACAUCUACAGACUUAUCUAUGGAGGGGAUAAUCUGACUGAUCCAAGCAGUGAUGAUAUAAAUAAAGUGGAUGAAUUGAAGAAGUUUCUGAGAAAGGAGAAGACAACUGUUUCCCAUGCCAGAGGAAUACUUGUUGGAUGUGCUGAGGCUGGAAAAACGACGCUACUAAAGAGAUUAAGAGGGCAAAGUCAAAAUGUCAGCAAAGCUACAAUGUCGUCCAGGGGACUAACAACACUGCUGAAGAGAUUAAGAUGGAAACGCCAAGAUGUCGGUGAAGUUACAGAGUCCACCAGGGGACUGGAAGUCCAUCAACAUGUCUUCAUUGUUGGAGAUGGAGUUUUAGAAG